This is a messenger RNA of Gaeumannomyces tritici R3-111a-1, 642 nucleotides long. Its product is annotated as rho GDP dissociation inhibitor. Gene Ontology annotation, biological process: Rho protein signal transduction. Lineage: Eukaryota; Fungi; Ascomycota; Sordariomycetes; Magnaporthales; Magnaporthaceae. The record is from RefSeq and is a predicted model, not a curated record. Gene Ontology annotation, cellular component: cytosol; cytoplasm; membrane. Gene Ontology annotation, molecular function: protein binding; Rho GDP-dissociation inhibitor activity. The transcript has 3 exons. Bases 1 to 642 code for a protein of 213 amino acids.
AUGGCGCCGUCGGCCAUGGGCCAGAUGGACGUGAUCUCUCGAAUCGACUGGGCCUACUGCCACGCGAACAGAAGCUUACCAGGAGGCGUGGCGGCGCCGUCGCAACGACGGAUGCCGCCGGCGGCCACGACACGCGCAGAUUCAAACGACGAGUCUCUGCAGAGAUACAAGCAGUCCCUCGGCUUCGGCCAGGGCAAGGACCUCUCGGACCCCAACGACCCCCGCGUCUGCAUCAUCCAGAGCCUGACCAUGGAGGCCCCCGGCCGCGACCCCGUCACCAUCGACCUUAGCGUCGCCGGCAGCGAGAAGACGCUCAAGGACAAGCCCUUCAAGAUCAAGGAGGGCGCCAAGUUCACCAUGGUGGCCACCUUCAAGGUGCAGCACGAGAUCCUGAGCGGCCUCCACUACGUCCAGGUCGUCAAGCGCAAGGGCAUCAAGGUCAGCAAGGACAGCGAGAUGAUUGGCAGCUUCAUACCAAACACGGAAAAGCAGCCGCUCUACACCAAGAAAUUCCACGAGGAGGAGGCGCCGUCGGGCAUGCUUGCGCGCGGCCACUACCACGCCAUUUCCAGUUUCGUCGACGACGACAAGAAGAAGCACCUCGAGUUUGAGUGGAGCUUCGACAUCGCCAAGGACUGGUGA